UCAAAAUCAAGCAGUAGUAGCUCGACUUUGAUACAAAGCACAAACUACAUAUAUCAUCGUUCGGUGUUUUGAGAAUAACAUCUGGUGUUUCUUUUCACAAAAACAAAAAAAAAUCUGGGCUCAAGAAAAGAAGAACGAAAGGAAGAAAUGGGGAAUGAAGAUAGUAGCGAUAGUCAGGUGAAAGUAAAGGUGGAAAAAGGCAAGCCAACACACGGCGGAAGAUACGUGGAAUACAAUGUCAUGGGCAAUCUCUUCCACCUCUCUUCUAUCUACGCCCCUCCCGUUCAACUCCUUGGCUGUGGCUCCUAUGGCGUCGUCUGCUGUGCUACAAAUUCUGAAACUAAGGAAGAGGUCGCGAUUAAGAAAAUAGCGAAUGCAUUUGAUAACAGAAUCGAUGCUAAAAGAACCCUACGUGAGAUCAAACUCCUCUGCCAUAUGGAUCAUGAAAAUGUCAUCAAAAUUAAGGACAUCAUACCGCCGCCAGAGAAAGAAAAUUUUGUUGAUGUGUAUAUUGUCUAUGAGUUGAUGGAUACUGAUCUACAUCAAGUUAUACGCUCUUCCCAGGCACUGACUGAGGACCACUGUCAGUACUUCAUGUACCAGUUACUGCGUGGACUGAAGUACAUACACUCUGCAAAUGUUUUGCACCGUGAUUUGAAACCAAGCAACCUGCUUCUUAAUUCAAACUGUGACCUGAAGAUUUGUGAUUUUGGGCUUGCGCGAACCACGUCUGAGACAGAUUUCAUGACAGAAUAUGUUGUAACCCGAUGGUACAGGGCCCCAGAAUUGUUACUCAACUGUUCAGAAUAUACAGCAGCCAUUGACAUCUGGUCUGUUGGUUGCAUUUUAAUGGAAAUAAUUAAACGGGAACCUCUCUUUCCGGGUAAAGACUAUGUUGAGCAACUGCUACUUAUUACUGAGCUUCUAGGCUCUCCGGAGGACUCUGAUCUUGGAUUUCUUAGGAGUAAUAAUGCACGGAAGUACAUUAAGCAACUCCCUCAUGUCCCGAAGAAAUCUUUUGCGGAGAAGUUCCCAGAUGUAUCACCAGUAGCCAUUGAUCUUGCAGAGCAGAUGUUAGUGUUUGAUCCAUCAAAACGCAUAACAGUUGAGGAAGCGUUAAAUCAUCCAUUUUUAUCAAGUCUGCAUGAGAUCAAUGAGGAGCCAACCUGCGAGUCCCCUUUCGUGUUUGAUUUUGAGCAAGCAAAUUUAAGUGAAGAAGAUGUGAAGGAAUUAAUACGGUUGGAAUGUCAAAAAUUCAACCCAGAUAAGAUGCAGGAGUAGCAAGAUUUGUUUUUCAUUUCCUGUGGUAUACCAUUGGUGUCCUUAAAUGAGCAUUUUACAUAUACUUUUUUGGUGAGCAAAGUAUAAAGUGUUACUGAGUUUCCAGAGUGAAAGUGAUGUGUUGGGAUAGCUUCUUAUAUGUAUCGAACAGUUCAUAAAAAAGAAUACCGUUUAUUGGUUUGAAAGAAGAACAUAUCGUUGAUCAGUUUUAUGAGACAAAGUGGGAUUUAUUUUCGGGAA
Daucus carota subsp. sativus is the source of this 1521-nucleotide messenger RNA. RefSeq names its product mitogen-activated protein kinase homolog NTF6. The transcript is spliced from 6 exons. Gene Ontology annotation, biological process: intracellular signal transduction; protein phosphorylation. Bases 148 to 1281 code for a protein of 377 amino acids. Gene Ontology annotation, cellular component: nucleus; cytoplasm. Lineage: Eukaryota; Viridiplantae; Streptophyta; Magnoliopsida; Apiales; Apiaceae. The record is from RefSeq and is a predicted model, not a curated record. Gene Ontology annotation, molecular function: MAP kinase activity; ATP binding.